AUGACCUUUCCCAAACCCCGUAUCCCACCUGGUGAUGAAGACAAUGGACUAACGAUAACAAGAGGUCCAACAAAACAGUACCCAUGUGCAGGUAAUAAAAAAACAACAACCCUUGCUAAUUUUCGACCUGGCCAACUCGUAGAUGUUAAAUGGGAAAUCGGAGCUGCACAUCGUGGUUCAUGUGCUAUUGAUCUCUCAACAAACGGAAAGGAUACUGAUUUCAAAGUUCUCAAAACAAUUGACGAUUGUGCUGAUCAGGCAGGAAAGAAUUUUAGUUCCAAAGUUAAACUACCAUCUAGAAUUAAUUGUAAUUCAUGUACUUUGAGAUUUCGUUGGAAAGCAGAUAUCACUAAAGAACUUUACCUUAAUUGUGCUGAUAUUAGAAUUAAUAGUAAAAUCAAUAGUAAACGAAGUGUUUUUUUUUAA
Messenger RNA from Cetraspora pellucida, 426 nucleotides. Lineage: Eukaryota; Fungi; Glomeromycota; Glomeromycetes; Diversisporales; Gigasporaceae. The record is from the annotation of a GenBank genome assembly.